This is a messenger RNA of Elgaria multicarinata webbii, 3270 nucleotides long. It is a transcript of the gene USP45, whose product is annotated as ubiquitin specific peptidase 45. The transcript is spliced from 18 exons. Gene Ontology annotation, biological process: protein deubiquitination. Gene Ontology annotation, molecular function: zinc ion binding; cysteine-type deubiquitinase activity. The record is from RefSeq and is a predicted model, not a curated record. Bases 73 to 2553 code for a protein of 826 amino acids. NCBI's taxonomy places the organism in Eukaryota, Metazoa, Chordata, Lepidosauria, Squamata, Anguidae.
CUCCUCUUUCUGCCGUCGCUCUAGCUUGCUGCCUUCCCAGGGCGAAGCAGUCGCCCAGCGCGCAAAUAACAGAUGCGGGUAAAAGAUCCAGCACGGGUUAUCCCUGACAAAACCAAGAGACACAAAAAGUUAAAUCAGCAUCAGGAUGAAGACUCUUCAGAUGACAUUGCAGGUCUGACAUGCCAGCAUGUAAGCCAGGCAGUAGAUGUGCAUCAUGUGAAGAGGGCAGUAGCUCAAAAUGUCUGGUCAAUAUGCUCAGAGUGCUUAAAGGAAAGAAGACUACAUGAUGGCGAGCCAGUAAUGCCUUCUGACAUAUGGCUGUGCCUCAAAUGUGGUACACAGGGCUGCAGUCAAAACUCAGAAGGUCAGCAUUCCCUAAAGCAUUUCCAAACUGCACGGGCAGAACCUCAUUGCAUUGUAAUCAACCUCAGCACAUGGAUCGUAUGGUGUUAUGAAUGUAAUGAAGAGCUAUCAACGCAUUGUAAUAAGAAGGCUUUGGCGCAGAUAGUUGACUUCCUCCAAAGACAUGUUACCAGGAAUGAAUCAAGUUCAUCAUCAAAAAUUAUAAGGCUACAUGAAGAAAACAAUGAAGCAAGUGACAUAUUAAAGGAAAAAGGCAUCGGUUCCAGUUGGGCAUCUGUUCCAGUUAAAGGCAUUAAUAAUUUAGGAAACACAUGCUUCUUUAAUGCUGUCUUGCAGAAUUUGGCCCAGACACACAUGUUAAAUGAAUUAAUGUGUGAAAUGAAAGAAAAGGGGACAAAGCUAAAAAUUGGACAGAGUCCAGCAUCUCAACUGGACCCUUUGGUAGUGAACCUUUCAAGCCCUGGGUCACUGACUUCAGCUAUGUUCCUGUUCCUUCACAGCAUGAAAGAGACUGCAAAGGGACCUCUUUCUCCCAAAGUUCUUUUCAGCCAGCUCUGUCAAAAGGCUCCUCGGUUUAAGGGAUUUCAGCAACAGGACAGCCAAGAAGUUCUCCACUAUUUGCUGGAUGCAAUGAGAAUAGAAGAAACAAAGCACAUACAGGCUGCAAUCUUAAAAGCAUUCAACAAUCCAACCCCCAAAACGGCUGAUGAGGAGACAAAAAGAAAAGUCAAAGCCUAUGGAAAAGAAGGUGUGAAGAUGAACUUCAUAGAUAGGAUCUUUGUUGGUGAAUUGACUAGCACUAUCAUGUGUGAGGAAUGUGAAAACAUUUCCACAGUAAAGGAACCUUUCAUUGAUCUUUCACUCCCUAUAAUCGAAGAGAGGAUCUCAAAACCUGUUCCUUUUGGAAGGACAAGUAAAAGUAAACAUAUACAAGAAGCAGAUCUUGAUCAAUACAGCUGUUCUAUUACUGCCCUGAAUAAUCAACAAUCAAAACGAUCUAGAAAACAUUCAUUAACAAAGGACAAGAACCAGGUCAAUCAUGAAAGAAGACUUGCCAAGAAAUCCUCCUCCGGUGAAGAAGGAACAAGCCCUCUUAUUAUGCGUGACCAAAUCAGAAACGCUGCAGCUGAAGGCAGAGCGAGUGCUUCAUGGGCUAGAGAUGGCAAGGCGGUAACGGAAGCUGCAGCAAACGGAAGCCAGACUGAAGGCAGUGAAAAAGAAGCCAGCCGUUCGGAAAGCAGCAUCGAUGCAGACAGCGAGGCCUCUGAAAGCGAAAGUGCUUCUCAACAAACCGCUUCCAACAGAACAGGUGGCACACCUGCCUUGUGCGCCGACGGGCAUCCACACUUACCUGCAAAUCUUAAAUUGCAAUACGGCAGAUCAAGCGAGGGCAAGACAGAGGCGCUUGCUAGUGCCUUAGCGAAACUCCGCCUUGGCAGCGCAGCCAGUGAGGCUGAAGGGCCCCUCGGUCGGGAUUCGCUGUGCAGCUUGUCAAACAACGGCGUCGCCUUUUCAGAAGAGAAGCCCCUGUUGUUGCAAAGCCCUCAAAAUGCUUUCCAGACCCUUUCCCAGAGUUAUAUAACUAGUUCUAAAGAAUGUUCCGUUCAGUCGUGCCUCUACCAGUUCACGUCGGUGGAGCUGUUAAUGGGAAACAACAAGCUUUUGUGUGAAAAAUGUACGGAAUGGAAACAGAAGCACCAGAAGAAAGUGAAUUCCGCAGAAAAGAAGAUAGAAGGUAUAUAUACAAACGCCAGGAAGCAGCUACUAAUUUCUUCUAUUCCAGCCGUUCUUGUUCUGCAUCUGAAAAGAUUCCAUCAGGCUGGUGUGAGUCUUAGGAAAGUAAACCGACAUGUGGAUUUCCCACUAGUUUUGGACUUGGCUCCAUUUUGUUCUGUGUCCUGCAAGAACGUGAUGGAUAGUGGGAAAGUUUUCUAUGCUCUUUAUGGUAUAGUGGAGCAUAGCGGGUCAAUGCGAGGAGGUCAUUAUGCAGCAUAUGUGAAAGUCAGAUCACCAUCCAAAAAGGUUUUGGAGCACAUUUCUAGCAACAAAAAUGUUCAAGGUGUAAAAGAAUCUGUAGGAGCAUCUGUAGGACAGUGGGUAUACGUCAGUGAUACCCAUGUACAAGUGGUUCCAGAAUCCAGAGUAUUAAAUUCACAAGCUUACUUGCUUUUCUAUGAAAGAAUGCUGUAGUUAAAUCAAGACUGAAAACAUGAAAAUGAUACCUGUUAUUUAGGCUUAGUCAAAUGCAUCAGAAAAUUACAGUACACCUAAAUGUUGUGCCUUUUUCUCUUCUGUAAUAUAAAAUUCACUAUGAUUUCUUACUCUUAUAACUAUGGCUUGGAUCCAGAAAAGCCUGUGUGUUGUAUGAGCUGGGUCAAAGCACUUUCAGGCCUACACAGGUGUGAUGGCCAACUUUGCUGUCUGGCAGCCACCUAUCUUACCAUAGAGGAUGCUGCUUCAGUAGGUCCCUAAGUAUUUGGUGCUUUUCUGAAGAUUGUGUAGGGUUGCCAUUAGAAGGGAGGGAAUGAACAUCGUGCUUCUCUGAUCUGAAGCCCACGUGUUUAUUAUUUAAAUUCCCCCAAAAUAAUUUGUAAUAAUGCAUUCUGAAACUGAAAAUUUAUAUUUCAGUGUUGGUCAGCAACAUCAGUAUGCUUUUUAAAAACAUUCAUUGGAGAAAUUAUAUUGGUAAGACUGAGUAGUGCUUGGAUUUUCCUUAAUGCAAGUUUACUGGCUCAUAACUAUGGCUGGGUAGCAUAUUUGGUACUUGAAUUUUCUUGAAAAUACUGCUGUAUGAUAAGUUACAAACUCAAUAAAUGGAAAGAAGCUAUUUCAAGAAACAAAAUCAUCAUGAGAAAAUGCUAAGAUAUACUACUAUGCAUUAAACAAUAAAUACAUUCAAAAAAGGCA